Messenger RNA from Marchantia polymorpha subsp. ruderalis, 1593 nucleotides. The record is from the annotation of a GenBank genome assembly. NCBI's taxonomy places the organism in Eukaryota, Viridiplantae, Streptophyta, Marchantiopsida, Marchantiales, Marchantiaceae.
GGUUGAUAAAAUUUUGAUAAAAGAGAUCCACAACUUUGACAAGAUAAGCUCUCCUUACUGUGAUCUAUAAAAGAACGCAUUUGUAACACUACUUCCAAAUGAUAUCUAACAGCUUCAAGCCUAGAUAUAUGUGAAGAAAUAGGGUCAAAACAAACCUCAAGCGUUCAGGCAGUCCCGUAGAAGGGUCUUCUGCGUUCCAUAAGGCCGAGUGUCAGUGCCCUGGAAAAAUUCGCUGAGUCGUUGCAUUUGUUUCUAGAAGCUUUGGUGCACAAUGAGAGAUUCCUAUUUACUGCCUUCAGCCGUAAAUCUGGUUUCGGUCCCACCAAAACAAUCCAUAUCAAAGUCUAUGGGAAUGGGUGAGAAGAAUUCAAUUUUAUGGGAGAGAUUCCGGUCCCGUAGUUUUCAAUUGGACCUGUUUUGGAUGCUCCCACUGCGAACAGCAGUGGUGCUGAUCUUUGCGCUACUAAAGCCAUAGGGCAUAUCCGCUUGACAUAAGCUGACAAUUUUUGAGUGCCAAUUAGAGAAGGCAUGGGGCAGUGGACUCCGAGUGGGUGGUAGAUCCUGAGUUAUAUUCAGGGCUUUUGCAUGGUUUCAUGAAAGGUCACUUUGCAGACCUUGGGGAUUUAAUGCGUAAGAUCCAUUAGAGUCCACGUUGAAGCAAGUUUAAAAUGUGCAUCUGACUUGAAGGGCUGGACCGGGUAGAUGAAGCCCUCCUCCUGUCUGACGUUAGAAAUAUUCGUCCUUCCUUGUGGCUGGCUCGCUGGCUGGCUGGAGGUGACAUGGGACCUUGAUGGGUGGAUUGGAGUGUCGCCAGCCAUCUUCCUCGCAAUGUCCGGAACCAUUCUGCACCCUCGUCAUGGCAUGUCGUUGGCUUUUCACAAUCAACCACCGCCCUUGCGAGAUAAAAUAUUCACCCUCACGACUUUCUAAAGAAAUGCGUCCGGCCGUGACAUUUGUCAAUGGAUAUAAUCUCUAGACUAGAUGUCGUCGGUCCAGAUGGGUUGCGGAUUCGUGGAGAUGUGACACGGGCAAAAAGGUGGGACGAAACCCAACAUACGACUCGCAGCGCGGUAAAUCCCACCAAUUGUCCACUCGGCCGACUUGCAAAUUGUCUCCCUUCUCAUCCGAAAAGUCAUCGUCAUUGCACUCUUCGAUCCGAAAAACGUCAUGCACAGAAUCACGCGGAUAUCAGGCGCAGCGAGGGUCAAGCAGCAGCAAAGAGACUAUCGGUCGAGGUCCUCGUUCCACUCCCCGAACGGGAGUCGUCGGCGAUGGAGGCUCGACCUCGAGGGCAGGCCAGACGGUGAACGAGCAGGAGAAGGGCGAGCAGCAGUGCCCGCCGUCGUCGUCGUCGUCCCUCGUCCUCCUCCUCGUCCUCCUCCUCAUGCUGACCCGAUCCCGCACAAGAGAGGCAAGGCGCGUACAUGGAGCGUGGAGCGUGGAACGUUGGACUGCAAGAAAGCGCGGCCACUGGAGCGGGCUUCCAGUAAACAGAGACGCUCCCCGGUCACGGACCUUGUGCGUUCUGCUGCUGCUGCCUGCUUACCGGCUCGAGGCACCAACCGGUGCCCGGGCCGGGCAAUUAUAGGCUAA